Messenger RNA from Ceutorhynchus assimilis (cabbage seed weevil), 1576 nucleotides. Lineage: Eukaryota; Metazoa; Arthropoda; Insecta; Coleoptera; Curculionidae. The record is from the annotation of a GenBank genome assembly.
AAAACAACAAACAUAACCAAACCAAACAUUUAUUAUUAUUUAUUAUUUGUAUUUAUUUUGUUAAACGAAAAAAAUGUCGAGACUUAGAGGAAGUCGAAACCCUUCGUUGUUUCUCGAAAGCGUGCGACGUCAAAUACCAAAAACCCACAUUAGCCCCACGGAAAAUUUCGACUUUGGCGAAGCCCUAACUAGAGUCUAUCCGAUUUUGGACUUGAUUUUUGAUUAUUUGCCGGCUGAUGACUUAAAAUCCUGCUUGGAAGUUUCACAAUCGUGGGGCGCCGCAGCACAGUACAUCUUGGCAAAGAGACGGGCCCCCAGUUGGUUUACAUGUUACAAGAAAACGAAGGACUUGGACGAGAUUUCGUGCAGCCCCAAUUUGCAUUAUGACAAUGCCGAAAUCGGAAUAAUAUUCUACAACAGUUGCGUAUUUAAAGUGCAUGGCUACGUUCGAUUGCAAAAACAGUUACUGGCAGUUGAUAUGACAGUUUCUGAAUAUUUCAAGGAAGAUCUGUUACCAAAAUCUGUAGAUUAUUGUUUGUUGGCGGUGCACAGGACAAUAUCAUGUUUUAGCAAUGGAAGAACCCGUGAGGAAAUCGAAUAUCGAGGUUCUAUUUUUGAUGGAGUUUUCAUUCCAAAAAUACCUUCAGUGAGAACUUUAAUGUUUGAAUGCAAUCCAAGAAUAAACCCACUAGUUAAAACAAAGAAUAAUUCACUUCUUAGACCUCACGAGGAGACAAAAUGUUUGUUAAUAUUUUCCAGGAGCAAAAUUACUCUCUAUUUGACUGCUUUGUUGGAUUGUUUACUACAAGAUUCAAAUUCAGUAGCAAUCGGAGGUGGCAUAAUCAAAACAGUAAAAACUGUCCAGCACAAUACCAAAGUCAAUCCCAUUCAUCAAGCAGUUUGUAUAGCGUUUUUGAAAGAUAAAAGCUUGGAGAAUUUCAAUGCCUAUUCGUGUUGCAUCGAAGAUCCAGAUUUGAGUAAAGAUGAAUUUACUGUAAAACUUGUACAUUUUAGAAGAAAUAUUGAUUUAAAAUACCACAGUUUAGCGUUCCGUAUUGCUUGUGUAUCAAAAUUUGACGGUUUAAUGGAAUUGGAAGCGUUUCAAAAAGUAUUUCCUGAUGUUCCACUUGCCUCUAUAGAUGCACGUGGAGAAUUCGGUUUGAAUUCUUAUCCUAAUGCAGUUGCUUCUGAACAAGGCUCUAAACAGGAAGAGAAGAUACAGGAGUCAAAAUUUUCUCAUUUAACACACGAGUAUUCUUCAGUUUAUGUCAUAAUUACAUGGGACUAAUUUUCUAUUUUAUAUUAUUGUUGUAUUUUGUUUUUUCAGUAUUAGUUAGGAAUAUUUUUUUAUUUUUUUUUUUGUUGUGUGGUGUUCAACAAAAACACUUGAGAAUUGACUUUCUUAUAUUUUCUUUAAUUUUUUAUUUGAUUCAAGUACCUACCUAGAAACAUAUUUUUUAUUUCUGUGCUCAUAAACUAAUUAUAUUUUCGAUUCAGAAACUUGUAUUUUUAAAAAGAAAAUAUUUUAUUAUUUAAAAUACAGAGGUGACAAAAGAAAAAGGUCUGUUUCUGCAGA